CGGGACCCCAAGCUCUGACUGAGCCUCGCCGCUUCGCUCCCUCCUGCCUCAGUCUCCCCGGAUCUCCGCCGUCCCCUCGGACCAGUCCUUCUGGGAUCCUCGCAGCAUCCCGUUCUAUCCUCCCUGCACAGCGGCCCCAACGCCACUCACUUUUUCCUGUGUGAUCAGGAGUGCGUUACUCACUCUUCCUCUUUGCCAACUCCUGGGCUCUGGGCCCCUGAGGGAGGGAAGGAGUCUCCUGAUCUACUCCCCUGCCCCGACCCCUCACGUCCUUCGCCCUUCACUGUCAGUCCGGCUGGGGAUGUCGCCCUCUGGUCGCCUGUAUCUCCUCACCAUCAUUGGCCUGAUUCUUCCCACCAGAGGACAGACAUUGGAGGGGACCCCGCCCAUUUCUCCAGUGGACUCAGCUACCAUGGCCAUAUCUGGCCUGACACCAGCCCCAGAUACAUCCUACCCAGAGCUUCAGGCCACCCCUGCGCCCCCAGCCGAGCCUGCUGAUGAAACAACACUAACGUCAGUCGAGGCCCAGACCCAGACCCAGCAAACGAUGGAAGUGGAUGGACCUCUAAUGACAGAUCCAAGGAUCCACAAGAGCACCAAGGAAGCCACAACGAUGGUUCCCAAGAGAAUGUCUACCCGCGCAGACCCUCAGACCUUCAAGCCACCUGGUCCAGAUGAGGACAACCCCUUCUUCUAUGAUGAAAACACUCUCCGGAGACGGGGGCUAUUGGUGGCAGCUGUACUGUUCAUCACAGGCAUUGUCAUCCUCACCAGUGGCAAGUGUAGGCAGCUGUCCCAGUUAUGCAGGAAUUAUUGCAGGUGAGUCCAUCAGAAGUAGGGGCUGGCACCCCAAGACUGAGCCCUCCACCAGCUCACCAUGCCCAGCCUCCUCCCUCCCCUCGAAGAGCCUCCAGAAUGGUCAGUAUAAGAAGCCCAGCCUGAGGGGAAGACACAGAUGCCUGGACCCGGAGUUGGGGCUGAUGGCCCGAGUCCCCUGCCUUCCCCACCUUUGCCACCUGGAAGGCUGCUGGGUUCCCUGGCCACUGCCCCUCCAAUUAUCUGCCCUGUUCAGACCAAAAUAAAGCACAGUGGAUCUUC
Messenger RNA from Otolemur garnettii (small-eared galago), 1098 nucleotides. It is a transcript of the gene FXYD5, whose product is annotated as FXYD domain containing ion transport regulator 5. The transcript is spliced from 10 exons. The record is from RefSeq and is a predicted model, not a curated record. Gene Ontology annotation, molecular function: sodium channel regulator activity. Gene Ontology annotation, biological process: regulation of sodium ion transmembrane transporter activity. Gene Ontology annotation, cellular component: membrane. The coding region runs from base 302 to 823 and encodes 173 amino acids. NCBI's taxonomy places the organism in Eukaryota, Metazoa, Chordata, Mammalia, Primates, Galagidae.